Messenger RNA from Trematosphaeria pertusa, 879 nucleotides. Its product is annotated as MFS general substrate transporter. Gene Ontology annotation, molecular function: transmembrane transporter activity. The transcript has a single exon. NCBI's taxonomy places the organism in Eukaryota, Fungi, Ascomycota, Dothideomycetes, Pleosporales, Trematosphaeriaceae. Gene Ontology annotation, biological process: transmembrane transport. Bases 1 to 879 code for a protein of 292 amino acids. The record is from RefSeq and is a predicted model, not a curated record.
AUGAUCGCCUCUGUGGCAACUUUCGGAAUAGGCAGCGCCGUCGCUGGAUCAUCAGGUUCGAGCGGUAUGCUCACAGCUGGAAGAACCAUCCAGGGAGUAGGCUCCGCCCGGAUUAUGCUGCUCAUGGAGGUCAUCGUGUGCGACAUUGUGCCGCUCCGCCGGCGGGGCAAGUACAUGUCCUUCACGCUUUCUUGGUGCGCUGCGGGAGCAGUUGUCGGGCGGCCGGUCGGCGGUGCCAUCGCUCAGAAGAACUGGAGGUGGAUCUUCUAUCUACGCGUGCCGAUCUCUGGAUUGGUUCUGAUGCUUAUGAUCGUUUGUCUGCGACUCCAGCAUCGCGCGGAGCCCACACGGGCUCGAGCUUUAGCUCGAGUUGAUUGGAUCGGUAAUGGGAUAUUCAUGGGAGCGUUGACAUCGAUCCUGUUUGGAUUGGUGUUCAGUGGCACAGUGUUCCCAUGGAGAUCGUGGCACGUUGUCCUCCCUCUCGCUGUUUGGCCGGUCGGCUGGAUUGCUUUCCAUGGCCUCGAUCGUUCGAAGUACUGUAAAAAACCAACAGUUACGAAACACAUCAUUGGCAAUAGGACCUCUAUCGGCGCGUUGGGCCUUGUGUUCCUCUCAUCAGUCCUCACGACAUGGUUCGCAUUCGCAUGGCCAUUGUACUGGCAGGCUGUUUUCGGAACAUUGCCGUUAAAGGCUGGGACCAACUACCUCGUCUUCGAAGCCUUCGCUAUUCCAUCCGCAGCUGUCGCGGACCAACUGCUGGCGAGGCUAGGCGUAUAUCGACCUAUUCACCUCUUUGGAUUCCUUCUCUCGACCCUAGACGCGGACUCACCCUACUCUUAUCCUCGUCCACAAAAACAGCUAUUUGGGCAGUUUUCCUAG